Messenger RNA from Striga hermonthica, 783 nucleotides. The record is from the annotation of a GenBank genome assembly. NCBI's taxonomy places the organism in Eukaryota, Viridiplantae, Streptophyta, Magnoliopsida, Lamiales, Orobanchaceae.
UGUUAGCUUCGUGGUUUCGGUUAAAGUAUCCACACAUUGCUCUUGGUGCUCUGGCCUCCUCAGCCCCAAUUCUUUACUUCGACAAUAUCACUCCGCAAGAUGGAUUCUAUUCCAUUGUGACCAAAGACUUCAAGGAGGUUAGUGAGAAUUGUUAUCGUACCAUAAAAAAAUCAUGGGCAGAAAUUGACAGAGUAGCAUCACAACACAACGGCCUCGCCAUUCUCAGUCGAAGAUUCAAUACUUGCACCCCGCUGAGCCACUCAUAUGAACUAAAGGACUUCUUGAGUGAUACGUACACAAGUGCAGCUCAAUAUGAUGCACCACCAGAUUAUCCAGUAUCAAUGAUUUGUGAAGGGAUUGAUAAAGCUUCUUCUAAGAAAACUGAUACUCUUGGCCGUAUUUUUGCUGGCAUUGUCUCUUAUUUAAGAAAUCAUACAUGCGUGGGUACAAAUAACUACAAUAUUCCAUUAGAGACUCAACUUGGAUGGGCAUGGCAAAGUCGUAAUGAAAUGGUGAUGCCAAUUGGGAUUGGUGCAAACGCUACAAUGUUUCAAGCUGCACCUUUUGAUAUACACGACUAUAACGAAUAUUGUAAGAGCAAAUACGGUGUUUCACCUCGGCCACAUUGGAUUACAACUUACUAUGGAGGCCACGACAUCAAGUUGGUCCUAAAAAGAUUUGGGAGCAAUAUAAUUUUCUCGAACGGCCUCAGAGAUCCAUUUAGUGCUGGGGGGGUGCUUGAAGAUUUGUCUGAAAGUUUGGUUGCUAUAACCACUCUAAAUG